Saprolegnia diclina VS20 is the source of this 2258-nucleotide messenger RNA. RefSeq names its product TKL protein kinase. The record is from RefSeq and is a predicted model, not a curated record. NCBI's taxonomy places the organism in Eukaryota, Oomycota, Saprolegniomycetes, Saprolegniales, Saprolegniaceae. Gene Ontology annotation, biological process: protein phosphorylation. Gene Ontology annotation, molecular function: ATP binding; protein kinase activity. The transcript has 2 exons. The coding region runs from base 128 to 2011 and encodes 627 amino acids.
CUAUCAUUCGGUGCCAGUUGGCGUUGCACAAGGUUGUGGCCGAGGUUGUUGGAUCUCGUCUUUCGAGCAUCGAUGGACCAAUCAGGACGGACUGCUCGAAUCCAACUUACUUUAUAUUUCGCCGACGAUGGUCUCUGCGACGGCCGACAGCUCCGACUACGUGAGCCGCUUCCAGGCGCUCUACAAGGCCAACGCAGUCUCGAGCGUCGCAACCAUGUCCCAUCCCAAGGUACUCGCGCAGCUCGCGCCCUUCAAGCUUUCUUGGGGCAGCCUUCCGACGCUCUUGCAGCAAGCGGUGCUCUGGGACCUCGGCCUCGUCGUCGCCACCGUCAGCGGCGCCGAUAAGCUUGUCCAAGUCUACCCGCUCUGCUCGGCGUCCAUGGACAACCUCUUCUUUCCGCCGGCGACGUUUCUCUCGCUUGACGGCACGUCGCCGCAGAUCUGUCCAUCCACUGCGUACACCAACUACACGCGGCAGUACGUCGCGUCCGGCCCGGGCCUCACGCCUGCGAUUCGCUGUGCGAUCGAUGCGAGCGCGUCCGCUGUGCCCGAUGGACAGUCGGCCAUGUAUGCCCAAGACGCACUAAGUGCGAGCGACGUGCCCGAGCCCCGGGUGUGGUCGCACCAGCAGUCGGGGCAGUCGUGGGUCAUUCUCGCCAUUCACUCUCUUCCCAAAACUUACGGGCGCGAGGCGACGUGGGGCAACUGCCCGGACGAAGCCCAGAAGCAGCGCAGCGCACUCACGAUUCCUUGCGUCGUGUACAGCAGUCGCCCGACCACAGCGUCCUUUUGCGAGCCCACGACGCUCUCGCCCGCCAUGACUUCGUGGCUCAAAGCGUACGCCAACCCUACCUCGGCGCCGUCAUCGACGACUGCUACUCCGAACCUCGACCCGUCACCCGGACGCCCUUCGUCCGCAACGACGACCGAGGAGAGCUCGUCGGCCGUACUCGUCGGCGCGAUUGUGGGUAUUGUCGGCGGGCUUAUCCUGGCCAUCUUGCUCAUCCUCGUCUACCGCCGUCGGAAGCGCCAGCAGCGCCGCAGUGAGAUCCAGUUUGAGCCGUUCGAGCCGCCCAUCACGUACGCCACCACCCGCGGCGACACGAUCGAGUUGGUGCCACAGAGUUACCAUGCGCUCGAGACGCCGCGGAGUCCAUCGCACACCAUUUGUGUUGCAUGGAGUACGCACACGCAGCUCAAUUCUGCGUCCGUGCAAGCGCUGCGCGUCAACAUGGCGGACUUUGUCGCGACGGCGCAGCUCUCGACGUCGGUGGUCGCCGGCGCCCUGAGCCACCAAGCAGUGGUCGUCAAGUACGCUGAGAUUGACGUCAACUUGGAUACAUUUGUUCAAAAUAUUGCGCUGCAGAGCUCGCUCAAGCACCGCAGUAUCGCUGCGUUUGUCGGCUUUGGCUACGACCCGAACGACAAGGCGAGUCUUUGCGUCGUUGCCGAGUACCUUGCGUUCGGGACGCUCGAAGCCUUCCUGAGCGACCAAGCGGAGUGGUCGUGGGAGGCCAAGAUGAGCGUCGCCCUGGACAUUGCCCAGGGGUUGCAGUACCUCCACGACCACAGCGCCUUGGCCCCGCGCCUCCGAAGCCGCCAUAUCUUGCUCGUGUCGCACGAACACGCCAAGCUCGCGAAUUUUAGCCUCACGACCCACGUCGCCACGCCCGACGUGACGUAUUGGACCGCGCCCGAGGUCGUCCGCGGCGAGGCCUAUUCGUCGGCGGCCGACAUGUACGCGCUGGGGUGUGUUUUCGCCGAACUCGAUACGCACAAGCGACCGUACGCUGAUGUGCCGCUGCCCGCAGCGACGAUUGCCACGCGCGUCGUCGCCAAGGGGCUGCGGCCGUCCUUCACCGGGCACUGCCCCAUCGACAUUCGCAAGCUCGCCGACGAAUGCCUCUUGUCCGACCCGGACGAGCGCCCCACCGCGUCCGAGGUGGCGGCCGAGCUCACCAAGAUCCUGCACUACCACCGCGGCUCGGGCGGGGUGUUGACGCAGAAUUAAGAUCUUAGAGUACGAUAGUACGUCAUGUCAUUUGUGUCGUGUCUCAAAUCAAGGGUAUUGGCAAGCGCGCCGUACGAGGUCGCUGUACGAGUUGCCGUAUGUGUCGCAGUGUGUCACGUGGGCACUUUGGAAACGCAGAUUGAGAUGCACAGCGUCCAGAGCCUCACCCACAGCCAAAAGCGUCGUAGGGCGACGACCGACGAGUCGGACGAGUCUCCGCGUCGCCAUCUGCGCAGCCACGGCCCGG